Symbiodinium necroappetens is the source of this 590-nucleotide messenger RNA. Lineage: Eukaryota; Dinophyceae; Suessiales; Symbiodiniaceae. The record is from the annotation of a GenBank genome assembly.
GCUGCAACAGCGUCAUAAGCGCUUGCGGGCGCGGCAGCUGCUGGCCAGGAGCUCUGGCUCUGCUCAGGGACUUGCACGUGUGGAAGAUCCAUGCCGAUGUCGUCGGCCUGAACUCAGCGUUGAAGGCCGUGGCGGAAGCGAGUCGCUGGCGACAGGUUUCUUCCUUGCUGUUGGCGGUUCAGGAAGAGGGAGUUGAACCGGACCUCGUAAGCUACACAGCCGUUAUGGACGCGGCGCAGAGGAGUCAACGUUGGCCUGCAGCCUUGGGCGCGCUUCGGACCCUGCAGCAGCGACGCCUGCAAGCAGACGUGAUCUGCUUCACCACGUUGCUGUCUGCAGUGCAGCGUAGUGCGCAGUGGCGGCUCGCGCUGACGGUGCUGGCAGACAUGGCAAGGACCCGGGUGCAACCCGAUCUCAUCUGCCACAAUGCGGCACUGGCAGCUUGUCAGGAGGGCCCCUGGUGGCUGGCAGUGGCGCUCCUUGACAACCUUGGGAGCAGCAACCUCUGUCCAGAUAUUGUCAGCUUCAACACGGCGAUCACGGCCUGCCUGCGAAACGAGCAGUGGCAGAUGGGGCUUUCUUUCCUGGAG